Molecule: messenger RNA, 219 nt
Organism: Strongylus vulgaris
Lineage: Eukaryota; Metazoa; Nematoda; Chromadorea; Rhabditida; Strongylidae
Source: the annotation of a GenBank genome assembly
AUGUGCCGGGUAUGUCGUGGUGAUGAUGGUCAUCUAUACUACCCAUGUCUUUGUACCGGAAGUAUAAAGUACGUUCAUCAAGAAUGCUUGACGGAAUGGCUGAAAUACAGUAAAAAGGAAGUCUGCGAACUAUGCAAUUACAAAUAUUCCUUCCAACCUAUAUAUCGACAUGACAUGCCAAAAGCUCUUCCGCUUGCUGAAAUUCUUAAAGGUUACUAA